AAUUAGUUAAUAACUAAGUAGUGUGAAAAACGCAAUAAUGCUGCUUUACUUGAGUUUAAACUUCUUUUUAAUAAGUUUUUGUGGGGCGGCUGUCAUUACAGAACCACCUAUAAAACAAAAUGUAGAACUUUUAAAUAUAUACCAUGACUUAAUGGAAAAAUAUGACCCGCAUCUCCUAGAUUUUGUGGAUCUGAUUGAUGUAAAUAAGGUUGUUGAUGUGGUUAUGGAGCAUGAGAAAAAUGAUCCUGAAUUGGAUAAUUUUUUCAAAUAUUUUGGAGACUGUUUGGAAGACUUGUCAAAGCUACCGGAGGUGCAACAGGCAGUUCUGCUCAUCCAUUCAAAUAUAUUCAACACGUCAAAUGCCAAUGUCGUGAUCGUUGCUACCACAGAGACAGAAGUCCCAGCACCGGUCUCCAAGAUAGCUCGAAAAAGAAGCCAGCGAGUGAAUCUCCUUAUAGAAGAAAUAAUACAAGUGUUACCAUUGGAUAAAAUGAAGAAUCUUUUAGAAAAAAAACUAAAAACAAAUGCUGACGUAGCCAUGUUAUUCGAAAUAAUUACAUCCGAAGAAUUUCUUGAAAUCGUUCAAAGAUUCAAAGCCAACCCAAAGGUCGUAGCGGCCAAAGGAGUUUUAGAAGAUUUUGGGUUGGACUUCGAUCGUUUAAACAAAAUGACUGAAUAUGUGUUUGGCGAUUAUUUUGAGAAGAUUUCCGGUAUAAAUAAAAAUAAAGAGUAAGGAAGGUCUGUGAAAAUGUCUAUCUUACUACCCGAUCCAUCAGGCCCGAUGCAUUGGGUACAGGUAUAAAAUAUAUGCCGAAGUGGCUCCGAUCUGCUACACUGCUCGAUCCCGAUGCAUGGUGCCUGAUUGAUUGGGUAAUAUGAUAAAUUAAUAAAUUAGCAUUGUAAUAUAUCUUUUAAGUAGCUACUUGUACCUACUAUGGACUUAGCAUUCGUAAACUUUUUAUUAAGUAAAUAAAGAAUUUUAGAAAAGAAAAA
Molecule: messenger RNA, 993 nt
Organism: Pectinophora gossypiella (pink bollworm)
Lineage: Eukaryota; Metazoa; Arthropoda; Insecta; Lepidoptera; Gelechiidae
Exons: 2
Coding region: 38-733 (231 amino acids)
Source: RefSeq, a predicted model, not a curated record